AUGGACGUGUGGGGCCCAGCCCGCGUCAGUGGGCAGGGGCACGAGCGGUACUUCCUGCUGGUGGUUGACGACUACUCGCAUUACACCACAGUCUUCCCCUUGCGCAGCAAGGGUGACGUCACUAAGCAAAAUGGGAUUGCUGAGCGCCGCAUUGGCAUGGUCAUGGACGUCGCUCGUACGUCCAUGAUGCAUGCAGCUGCCCCCCAUUUUCUGUGGCCGUUUGCGGUUCAGUACGCCACGCAUCAGCUCAACCUUCAGCCCCGGGUCUCCUUGCCAGAGACCUCCCCCGCCUUGCGGUGGACCGGGAAGGUUGGCGAUGCGUCUGCGUUUCGGGUCUGGGGAUCUCGGGCUUUUGUCCGCGACUUGUCUGCGAACAAGCUAUCCCCCCGUGCUGUUCGCUACGUCUUCCUUGGCUUCCCCCCUGACGCGCCUGGGUGGCAGUUCUACCACCCCACCUCGCGCCGUGUUCAGUCCUCCCUGGACGUCACCUUUGACGAGUCGGUGCCUUACUAUCGUCUCUUCCCCUACCGCAGUGCGCCCCUCCCCCCGCCGCCGCUCUUCCUUGCGCCAGGUCCUCCCCCGGUAGACCCCCUCCCCCCUCAGGGUCAUGCCCCGUCAGGUGUGUCCCAGGUAGACGCAGUCGAGCCUGUCGAGGUAGCUGUUGACUCUGGUGCUGCUAGAAGUGCUGAGCCUGCGGGUGCCGGGUCUGGAGGUGCUGAGUCUGGGGGUGCUGAGCCUCGGGGUGCUGGGUCUGGGGGUGCGGAGCCGGGGGGCGCUAGGUCUGGAGGUACUACUGCUACUGCUGGUCGCGGAGGUGCUCGUACUGGCGGUCCUGGAGCUGCUGGGACUGGUUGCUGA
Molecule: messenger RNA, 858 nt
Organism: Closterium sp. NIES-65
Lineage: Eukaryota; Viridiplantae; Streptophyta; Zygnematophyceae; Desmidiales; Closteriaceae
Source: the annotation of a GenBank genome assembly